UUUUCUGUUAUCAUUUUUCAGUUGGAAGCUUCCUAGUUCCUGCCACUGCUCCCACCCCGACCUACCUACGAGUUAAUCGGAGUGGGGAUACUUCAAGAACAUUAACAAUCCGAUGAGAGCUGCUCAGAUCCAGUGCAACUGAAGUGCAACACCUGCAGUUCGAAGAUGGAUGAGAUCGGUGCUGCCAACUACUGCCACCAGGCAGCAUUAGAAGUUGGCCUCUCGCAGGGAGCUUCCGAGUGCUUCGACGACGAUGGUCGUCCCAAGAGGACUGGCACUGUGUGGACUGCAAGCGCUCACAUCGUGACUGCAGUCAUCGGCUCUGGAGUGCUCUCUUUGGCCUGGGCCGUCGGUCAGCUCGGAUGGGUCAUUGGCCCAGCCGCCAUGCUUCUCUUCUCCUUCGUAACUUACUACACAUCUGCUCUCCUCUCCGACUGCUACCGCUCUGGUGAUCCCGCUGCCGGCAAGCGCAACUACACCUACAUGGACGCCGUCCGUGCCAACCUUGAUGGCUUCCAGGUGAAGCUGUGCGGCUGUCUUCAGUACCUCAACAUCGUCGGAGUCGCGAUUGGGUACACCAUCGCUGCUUCCAUUAGCAUGGUGGCUGUGAAAAGAUCGAAUUGCUUCCACAAGAAUGCAGACGACGACGACGACGACGCCUCCUGUGACGUAAACAGCAACCCUUACAUGAUCAUGUUCGGUGUGGUGCAGAUCAUCUUCUCGCAGAUUCGUGACUUCGACCAGGUUUGGUGGCUGUCCUUCGUCGCCGCCGUCAUGUCCUUCACCUACUCUUGCAUCGGCCUUGGGCUCGGCAUCGUCCAAGUGAUAAAAAAUGGCGGAUUCAAAGGUAGUCUCACCGGAAUCAGCAUAGCCGCCGUUGGCCAAAUGGACAAAAUCUGGCGCAGUUUCCAAGCCUUCGGCGACAUCGCGUUUGCCUACUCCUACUCCAUCAUCCUCAUUGAAAUCCAGGACACGAUCAAAGCGCCUCCGCUGUCGGAGGCGAAGGUGAUGAAGAGGGCGACGGUGAUCAGCGUGGCAGUGACCACCGUCUUCUACAUGCUCUGCGGGUGCAUGGGCUACGCGGCCUUCGGCGACCUGGCGCCGGGGAACCUUCUCACCGGCUUCGGGUUCUACAAUCCCUUCUGGCUUCUCGACAUCGCCAACGUCGCCAUCGUCGUCCACCUCGUCGGCGCCUACCAGGUCUACUGCCAGCCCCUCUUCGCCUUCGUGGAGAAGUUGGCGACGACGACGUGGCCGGACUCUCGAUUCGUCUGCAACGAGAUCGAAGUGCCCUUGUGGCCGGGCGGGAAGGGGUACAAGUACAAGAUCAACCUUUUCAGGGUGGCGUGGCGGACGGGGUUCGCGGCGGCGACCACGGUGGUGUCGAUGCUGCUGCCGUUCUUCAACGACGUGGUGGGGCUGCUGGGCGCUCUGGGGUUUUGGCCGCUCACGGUGUACUUCCCGGUGGAGAUGUACAUAGUGCAGAGGAAGGUGGAGCGGUGGAGCACCAGGUGGGUGUGCCUCCAGAUUCUGAGCCUCGCGUGCCUCGUCAUCACCGUCGCCUCGGCCGCUGGCUCGAUCGCCGGAGUCGUGAGCGACAUCAAGGUUUACCGGCCGUUCCAAGGCUAGGGAAAGUUCAAUGGCAUCCCUGUAAUUUACCUACUCUGACAAAAGUUCUCUUAAAAUCUCAAAAUUAUCAACAUGCCCCAUUAUUUUCAAAAUAUCUCACAAUUUCUUUAAA
Messenger RNA from Zingiber officinale, 1741 nucleotides. RefSeq names its product amino acid permease 3-like. Gene Ontology annotation, cellular component: plasma membrane. The coding region runs from base 166 to 1629 and encodes 487 amino acids. NCBI's taxonomy places the organism in Eukaryota, Viridiplantae, Streptophyta, Magnoliopsida, Zingiberales, Zingiberaceae. The transcript is spliced from 7 exons. The record is from RefSeq and is a predicted model, not a curated record.